AUGGCGCAGCAGGGGCAGCGGUCCGUCUGGACGCUCAAGACCGGGCACGGCUUCUCCAUCAUGUCUGAUAAUAGUUUAUCACCAGGACCCUCACAUCCUGGCUCUCCCAAGGCUACCAAGCACUCCACGGUGAUACCUUCCUCGGUGGGUGCCAAAUCACAGGAAAAUGAGCAUUCAAAGAACAAAUCUCUGUCUGAGGAAGAGUCUUCAGAGUCUAUGGAUGACUUAGAGUUUCUAGAAUUUGAGGAUGAGGAAUCUGAGGAAGAAGAGUACCUGGAAGAGGAUGAUGAGUUUUUGAAUGAGGAAGAAUUAUUACAAAGGGAAACGUAUCUGUUUCAAGCAACAUGUGUGGAAGAGACUGCAUAUCUAAAAGAAAAGAAGCUUCAGAAGCAUCUGGAAGAUGAAGUGAAGACAGAUGUCACAUCAAGCCCGCUCGAUGUUAAUAUAAGGGGCCCAGUUCUAAGUACCUCUCAAGGAACCCGUCUGACUGGCUCUUCUGGCUCUACACAUGACCUGAAGUUUGCCACAUCUUCUUACUACAGUUUGCCAGGACUCUCUGUCGCCCUAAGAGAUCAGAGCAGUCAGACAGAAUGGGCCUACAAGAGCAAGUCAGGACUAUCCUUAAAAUCCAAAACAAGACUGGAUCACCAAUCCUCCAUGCUACUCUAUUCGAAAUCUGACUUGGAAGACAGCUUCCAUCAAGGGGUCUUUUGGGACACACUCAUGAAUGAACCUUUCGACAAGCGGGAAGAGGAAUCCUUUGAAUCUCUUCCCAGCACCUAUCAGUCUGUGUUUAGGGAAAUACUCCGUGAGUUGGCAAUCGAGGGUGAAAUGGAAGAUGACCUGAACAUACCCCUGAGCAAGCUGAUGGAAGGUGAAAACAGGAAGAAGCUGGGAGCCUUGUUGAAGAAAAAUUUUGAAAAAUACAAAGAAACAAUUAUGUGGAUUAUGAAGCAACGUGAAGCUAGCCAGAAGAUUCCAGAGAAGGCCAUCACCAUUACAUACCUAAUAUCAACUCUGCAACAGCCCGAGAAGCCUGAGGAAAAGAUAUUAGUAAGCUGUCCCUCUCUCACGAGGAGAUUACAUCUAGACCACAGAUGGGCUCAGGCAAAGAUGAAGGUACAUCAAAGUGAUGGAAAAAUAGCUGCCUACCACAGUGGGAAGAGCUUCCAUAUUUUCUUUCCUAAUGGCACAGGCCAGAUAUACUAUCCGUCAGGGAACCUGGCUCUGCUCAUCUUCUGCAAAGGAGUUGAAAAGCUUACAUAUAUUGUUCUGGAAGACUCUGUACGAAAAAAGAUCCGAGGCCUUGUUACCAACACUGGCCAUGCCACCUUCUACAAUGAGGACGGAGGGAUCUGGUUGAGUCUGAGCAAACUUCUGGGCUAUUACUUCCCCAAAGGCAAGCAGCGGCAGAAGGCCUGGAACUGGUGGGACCUGAGCAUGCACGUGCAUGCGCCCCCUUUCAUGUGCAUCACGUUGAAACUCAACAAGUACAUCCGUGUACAAAUACGGAGCCAGGACAAGGUCAUCUUCUGCUUCAUCCCCCCCAAGCAGAGGCGGAUUUGUCUCAAUAUGGGCACCAAGUUCAAGCCUAUUAACUCAAAAGUGCACCAAGCCUUGAUGGAGAAGGUGGUCCUGGAGACAGACCCCCGCCCAACGUCCUGGAAGAUCCAAGUCCUUCUGGAGAGAAUAAUGAGGAGUCUGAGCGCCCUGACACUGUCUGAUUUGGAAAACUUCAUAGCAGUGGUUCAGGUGGUGCUCGGGGACCUCAGUGAAAAGAUAUCUGAAAUCUGGUCUUAA
This is a messenger RNA of Grammomys surdaster, 1800 nucleotides long. It is a transcript of the gene Erich6b, whose product is annotated as glutamate rich 6B. Lineage: Eukaryota; Metazoa; Chordata; Mammalia; Rodentia; Muridae. The transcript is spliced from 13 exons. The coding region runs from base 1 to 1800 and encodes 599 amino acids. The record is from RefSeq and is a predicted model, not a curated record.